Molecule: messenger RNA, 1113 nt
Organism: Trichechus manatus latirostris (Florida manatee)
Lineage: Eukaryota; Metazoa; Chordata; Mammalia; Sirenia; Trichechidae
Gene: FUT1
Product: fucosyltransferase 1 (H blood group)
Exons: 1
Coding region: 1-1113 (370 amino acids)
Biological process (GO): carbohydrate metabolic process
Cellular component (GO): membrane
Molecular function (GO): galactoside 2-alpha-L-fucosyltransferase activity
Source: RefSeq, a predicted model, not a curated record
AUGUGGCCCCCCAAGCAUCGUCACCUCUGUCUGGCCUUCCUAGCAGUUUGUGUUCUCUCAGCAAUCUUCUUGUUCCUCCUCAUCCAAGACCUCUUUCCAAGCGGCCUAGAUCUGUCUAUCCUGUGUCCACACCGCUGCCUGGGGACGUCCCCUGUGGCCAUCUUCUGCCUCUCGGGCACGCCAGUGACCACCAACACCUGCUGUUCCUGUCCCCAGCGCCCUGCUUCCCUCUCCGGAACCUGGACCAUCUAUUCAAAUGGCCGGCUCGGUAACCAGAUGGGGCAGUAUGCCACCCUGCUUGCCCUGGCUCAGCUCAAUGGCCGCCAGGCCUUCAUCCUGCCCGCCAUGCACGCUGCCCUGGCCCCCGUGUUCCGCAUCACUCUGCCCAUGCUGGCGCCAGAAGUGGAUAGCCAUACGCCUUGGCGAAAGCUGAAGCUCCACGACUGGAUGUCAGAGGAGUACGCCCACUUGAAGGACGCCCACUUGAAGCUCUUUGGCUUCCCUAACUCCUGGACUUUCUUCCACCACAUCCGCGAACAGAUCCACAGCGAGUUCACACUCCACGAGCACCUUCGGGAGGAGGCCCAGAACAUACUGAGGCCACUCCGCCUGGGCCACACCGAGAACCCUCCGCGCACCUUUGUGGGGGUCCAUGUGCGUCGUGGGGACUAUCUGCGGAUCAUGCCUCACUACUGGAAGGGCGUGGUAGGUGACCGUGCUUAUCUCCAGCAGGCCAUGGACUGGUUCCGGGCACGGUACGAGGCCCCCAUCUUUGUGGUCACCAGCAACGGCAUGGAGUGGUGCCAGAAGAACAUUGACACCUCCCGAGGGGAUGUGAUCUUUGCUGGCAAUGGGCAGGAGGGCUCGCCAGGGAGGGACUUUGCGCUGCUCACACAGUGCAACCACACCAUCAUGACCAUUGGCACCUUUGGCUUCUGGGCUGCCUACCUGGCUGGAGGAGACGCUGUCUACCUGGCCAACUUCACCCUGCCGGAUUCCAACUUCCUGAAGAUCUUUAAGCCAGAGGCUGCCUUCCUGCCUGAGUGGGUGGGCAUUGCCGCAGACCUGUCUCCCCUCCAGAAGGAGGCAGGGAGAUUUUUUGGAAUACUUUGA